Molecule: messenger RNA, 5825 nt
Organism: Colossoma macropomum (tambaqui)
Lineage: Eukaryota; Metazoa; Chordata; Actinopteri; Characiformes; Serrasalmidae
Exons: 9
Coding region: 2883-5666 (927 amino acids)
Molecular function (GO): protein binding
Source: RefSeq, a predicted model, not a curated record
AUUAUUAUUAUUAUUAUUAUUAUUUCAGAUAAUAAACUUCUUUUAUGUAGGUUUAUUCAAAGGGUAUGCAUAAUAAAAGUAUAUUAUAACUAUUGUAGUGUAAACAGUUCAGCAUUCCAGUUCGAAAGAUCAGCAGUCUGACUAAAGGUUUAAAUAGUACUAUUGGUGUCCAUUUAAGUAAGGAUCAGCGUACAAACAAAGGUUUCAUGUACAAACAGGAUUUAUUGUACUUAUAUGGAACUGGUACAAGGGUAUGAGUACUGGUACUUUAUUAAAAAUCCUUCUCUUGUAGCUCCACCCUGCUGAUGUACAGAUAGAGACCGUAGUCUAUCUGUUGAUGCAUCAGUGAUCAGUUUCUAUGCACUUCAUAGAUGUUCAGUUUCUUACCACAGAGCCACUCUUGACUGGAUAUUUUUGGGUGGACUAUUCUCAACCUAGCUUUGACCUGUGCCUGAUGCACUCGUAUCAGCACCAUACCCACUACCAUGUCAGCAUUUACAGCUGUGCUGCGAAGUAUCCACUACCUGGUAAUAUCUGGUCAGUGGUUGUCCUGUGGUGAUUCAUUGAUGUACAGUGUUGCAUAGCAACAGAUGUGCCACGGUCUGUAAUUGUACAGCUGUGCACCUAUAUGGUAGGUGUUCCUGAUAAAAUGGUCACACAGUAGAUGUUCCUAAUAAACUGGAAAAUCAGUGUAUGUUCUUGUCACUGUUAGAGAUUUUUAAUAGUUUAAAUGAAUUCUCUUUCAGAUCUGCCAUAGUUAGUGCUUCCCUCUGCUGGUUAGUAAAGAAACUGGCACUUUGUUGUGGAGGUCAUCUUGGCUCAGGUCAUCUAGCGACACAGACAAAAAAGUGCUGUGUUUUUAAACACUAUCAUCUCUAAACACCAUCAUUCUUAGAUAGAUCAGAAUGGGUUCCCUUGUCUUUAGUAUCUACUGUAUCAACAUGAGACUGUGCACACUGGUUUUAUUUUGAUGUGACUUUAUUUUGAUGAUGUGCAGAAGAUGUGGAGGAGAGCAGAAGUUAGGAGUUUUUACCUGUUCAUGCACCACUUGUCAGCCUGGUGGCUUUGUUUCCAAAUGGCGUGUUUGUUUAAAACAUAGGGGGGCUUUACUAAUGUAUUAUUAGUGUGUAAGUUCUGGAUUUGCAGGGAAAUAAGUUGUAUCUGAGCUGUCACUCAAAACAGACUCAAUUCAGUAUCUCACCUUUGUCUUUGUGUGUGUGUCUGUGUGUGUGUGUGUGUGUGUGUGUGUGUGUGCUCAUUCUACUGUGAUAAAGAAAAAGCAGGAUGUGUGUUUGGAAGAGUGGGGGUGGUGUGUGUGUUUGCAAUGAGUGUGUGUGUUUGUGUGUCUGUGUAGUAUAUGUGUGUGUGUUAGAGGAGUGGCAGGAUGCCUGUAAAAGAGGGGGAGGGGUGCGUGUGUGUGUGCGUGUGUGGUGUGUGUUUGUGUGUGUGUGUGUGCAUGCGCAACUGAGUUAGAGGGAGAGAGAAAAAAGAGAAUGUGUGUGUGUGAGGCAGGAUAUGUGUGUGUGUGUGUGAGAGUGAGACAGAGAAUUGUAGGGGGAGGGGUGUGUGUUAAAGCUGUGUAUGUGUGUGUGUGUGUGUGUAUUAGCUGAGAGAGAGGGAAUGUGUGUGUGCGCCUGCGUAGGAGGGAGAAUCUGUGUGAGAGUCAGAUAGUGUGUGUGUGUGUGUGCGCGAGUGUGUGUUAAUUACACGCACACGCCUUUGUGAGUUCUACAGUGUGUAUGCGUUUGCUUUGUAAGACAAUUAUUUCAUUACUUUACUAUUUUCUGUGCCUAAACAUAAUGUGAUUUAGAACUCUGUUAUGUGUGUUUGUUUCUCUUUAAUAGAUGUGUUUUUUAAUAGGUGAAAAGUAAAUAUUAACAAUCUAUGUAGAAGUGAGUGUGUGUAUCUGUGCAUGUGUGUGUGCACACGUCACAUGCUUCUAAGUUUGUGAGCAUGCAUGUUGAGCAUGAUGAGUUUCUGAGUGUGUGCAUGUCAGUGUGUGUGUGUGUGAGAGAGAGUGGGGGAAGGGUGUGUUUAGAUGUGUGCAUCAGAGGUUUGUGUGUAUGUGGAUAAAGAAUUCAGUGUCUUUAUAUUUUAACAGGCAGAACAGAUUUUAUGCUUAUUUGAAUUAUUAUUAAUAUCAUUAUUAUUAUUAUUAGUAGUAGUAGUAGUAGUAGUAGUAGUAACAGUAGUAGUAAUAGCAGUAGUAGUAGUAGUUUACUAUGAUAUGGAUUGUCUGUUUAUUAUAUUUCACUUGGUUCUGUUGAAAUACUGAUUUAAAUUAACUAUAUGUAUAUGUCUCAAAAUUAGGAUAUUGAACACCAUCAUCAUCAUCAUCGUUAUGCCAGUGCCACACACUGUCCAGUGCUGCAAAGGGCACCACCCUCAUCGCCUUCACAGAGACUUUUUAACACUUUUUCCUUAAAUUCUCUUCCAAAAGCAGAUUAUCACUAUUAAAUCGCUUAAAUCGCUUUUAAUUGUUGAAUAACUUGCUUUCAGCAGCUUAUGCGCUGUAAUCAACUUUGCUUGGAAACAGAAACAACCGCUCCGCCCCCUUUUAUACUGUAGCGGGCGUGACCAUUCACGGGGAAGCGGUGCAAGGGUCAUCGUGUGUCAAUAAAACUAUAGUUGUCCUCAAACUAAAACACUCAUUUAGUUUUGCUUUCAUAUAUUUUAUUAUUAUUAAAGUCUUUUUUUAUUAGGAACAUGUAUUGUUUGACUUUUUCAAAUAUGUUGAAUAGAAGAACAAGCAGACCUCUCCCCUUAGGAGAAGCUUCUUGGUAGUGGCGGAAAUAACCUGCGCUUAUACAGCGGCGAAGCGGAGUGGAAUCGUGAAGCGAGCGCUGCGGAGGGCUGAGUAACUGGCCAGAAAAUAACAAUAAAUGACGGAGAUCGUCCGUACGCUGUUCGACUACCGAGAGCCUCCGACGCUGGAUAGCGACGGAAAGGGCGGCAAACCGCCGCCGCCACGAGGACGUGGUUGUGGAAGGAAAAGGAAAGGCACACCGGUGAAGGUGUGUGAUAGAGUCUUUGCCACAGAAGAUGAUGAAGAGAGCAUGUCGGAGCACAGCUACGGACCAGGUGAUGGUCGGGAGGGAAUACAGAACAAGCACAAAUCAUUUUCUGCAGAAGGGCCAGAGGGGCCAUAUUACACACCAGAAUCUUCUUCUCAAUCCUGUUCUGGAGAGAUGGCAGCGGAAGGCUCCAGUAGUGGUAGAGCUCCAGUCCUGUAUCCCCCUCCUCCAAACUGCCGCAUUCGAGAAGUACACUGUGGCAAUCAAGUACGGCUGGUAGUCAUAGCAAUCCGCGACAUCACUAAGGGCGAGGAAAUCACUGUGGACUACAGUUUGACAGAGUUGGCAGAAAACACGAUGGGUUUUCAUGGCACAGUGCCUCCUGCUGGCUUUGAAUGCCACUCUGACCAAGAGAACAUUAAGAAGGAGGAUGAGUCUGGACCAGUCCCUCUGUCGGAUUAUGUUACACCAUCUUGGUCUCUUUCUCCCUCGUCCUCCCCUGUCUCUCACUCUGAGCCCAGCCACUCUGACCGUGAAUCGGACUGUGUUAACGGUGAGGCACACAACCGGAUGCCUCGCUGCCGCAAAAAACGCAAAUCAACAGUGUCCUCUCCUAUGAUUAAUACUAAUAGCAAAAAGAAACCUCCUCAGCGCCCCCCCGGGCGGCCUCCCACACUACCCCGCUCUUUACCUUCUUCCCCACCGCAGCCUGCUGCCCCCUCCAGGCCUGUUUUUAAGUGUCCUGCACCAGCUGGAGUUGCAGGGAGUACUAUUAACGUAGCGGCAGGUAGGGGUGUUAGUGUAACGCUGCCGAGACAGUGCUGUGUGUAUUGUGGACGACACUACCGCUCACUCCCACGCCACCUGGAGAAACACCAUGCCCACCAGCCAGAUGUACGUGCUUCCAUGGAACGAGCACACACCUCUGCUCACCUGCCACAUUUGCAUGCCUCCCUGCCUUCAUCUUCAUCUUCCUCCUCCUCUUCCUCCACACAUCAUCGCUGUCAUAAAGAAAUAACCGGGCAUGCAGUUCUAGCAACACAGCAGUCCCCAUCCCCUUUAUCCCCUUCCCCAACUAGAAGGAGCCCAGCCCCCUCUAGCCCUUCCCACAAAAGCACCGCCCCUCCACCAAUAACCCCCCCCCGUAGGGGAGGAGUCCCAGUGUCUGUUUUGAAGAGAAGCCCACCUACCCCUGUGACUCUGUCCCGGAAGGUGGGACGCAAAGUGAAGAAAGACAAAGAAGAGACUGAAGUGGUGGAAAAACCAAAAGAAGAGGGGAUUCCCAUGGAAGCAAAGGACCUGGAGACACAGCAGCCAAAGGUGGAAGAGGCAGAGAACGGUGAGAGGGAGGAAGACAGCGGAGCAGAGGACAAGAGCGACCUGUCAAGUUCUCGUCGGCCCCACAUGCUCCCCCUCCUGUCCUCUCUUUCUUCUCUGGUUCUGUACCUGCGGCGUCUUCAGCACUCCGCCUUUAUCUCACUCUCACGCUCUCCUCAGUCAGCUGAAGCAUGGCGUCUGCUCUGCCAUUCCAGCCUGGCUCUGCUUAUCCUCUACAACCGCCGCCGUGAGUGUGAGGUGUCCAAACUCACCAUUUCUGAGUACCAAGCCCGUGUUACCCCACAGUGCCCCAUGCCUGUGCCUCUUGGUGCCCCGCCGGCUCUGACUCCACUUGAGGCUUCACUUUCCCCUUUCGAACGGCUUGUGCUGCCUCAUUUGCCACGUGUGGGAGUCCAGGGCAAAAGGGGGCGUGUCCAGCCUCUCAUAUUGCCCCCGCACUCUGAGGCCUGCCUGGAGCUUCUUUUGCAGACGCGGCCCGGAGUCGGAGUGGACCCCCAGAACCCUUACAUUUUUGCCCGGCCAUAUCAUUCCCCUGCCACUCCUCUGCGGGGUACAGAUCUCCUACGGAGUUUGGCCAAAUCCAGCGGUACUCGUCACCCACGGGCGCUAACGCAGACACGUGUUCGCCGGCAGGUGGCCAUUCUAACCCAACUGCUGCUGCUGGGUGAGGGAGAAGAGGAAGGCCAGCGUGGAAAUGCCACACAGCGUCUGGAAAGCUUCCUGCAGAAGGAGUACCAUGUGACCCAGAGCUGCGCUACCAUUGGUCAGGAUCCUGGGCUGAUGGGCCUGAUUGGGCGAGUGGUCCUGUGUGGGGAGAGGGAUGGCGUUUUGUUCCGGGGCAUGAGUCUCCAUCAUAUUUGCUUGGAGUUAGACGUGAUGUCAGGGAACUCUGCAGACUCUCUGUCAGAGCAAUCAGAAGGAGAGCAGGAAAAAGAAAAGAAUGAAUCGCCCACCGUUAUGAUUAAAAAGAUCACCACUAACAACAAGCCCCCUCGCCCCAAGAAAAUGAAUUCCUCUCCCUUUUCCCCAAGCCGCAAGAGAAGCUCUGGACAGGCCAAACCAGGUAAACGGGGUGUUCUGAAGCGGCCUUGGUCUGAAGCAGAGCGUGCAGCCGUGGAGUCCCAUCUUGUGCGUAACAUCAUGGAGCUGCGUGUUCCCGCUAAAGCUGACUGUGAACGGUGCCUCGAGCAGUGCCCCCUUCUGGUCACCAACCGCCGUGACUGGAGGGCCAUUAAGUUCUACUGCCACAAUCGUAUUCAGCUGCUGAAAAAAACCCAGCAGAGACAGAGCCCACCCACCCUGUCUGUUUGCUGAGGUGGCCAGACAGGGAGGUGUAGCGUAGGUGUAGUCCAAAGUAGGAAGAGAAUGUGAGAAUAUUUACCAGAAUAAAGCUGUAAUUUUAAUGUGUAGCCUCUUUUAUGUACAAUUAGCAGACAUUUUUGUUCCAGUGCUUUGCCAAGGCUUUGACAGAGG